UCAGCUCAGACGAAUCAGGACUCAGAAUACCUGAUUUUCCAACCGUUGAUGUUAUUCUUACACCCGCCACGAAUCCAAAAGGCAAGAAUUCCGGAUUCCCCCAAGCCCUCAAUUUGGAUUAAAGAAUUAUCAAUCCUAAAGCCCCCUCAAACCCGAUUCCUCGGCCACAUUCAUUUUCGUGGGAAACCUUUAUCUCAUCAUCUUUGCAAAACCCACUAGCGACUGGGUUUGGGGUGUUGCUUCUAUCCGAACGGCCAUGGCUGCACCUGGCUCUGUGCAGAAAUCAGAGGAAGAAUGGAGGGCUAUUCUCUCCCCGGAGCAAUUCCGUAUUCUGAGGCAGAAAGGAACCGAGCCCCCAGGCACUGGGGAAUAUGACAAGUUUUAUGGUGGGGGGGACUAUAACUGUGCAGGUUGUGGGACACCCCUUUAUAGAUCCACUACAAAAUUUAAUUCAGGCUGUGGCUGGCCGGCUUUCUAUGAGGGUCUUCCUGGAGCCAUAAAUCGCACUCCUGACCCAGAUGGGAGAAGAACUGAAAUUACAUGUGCAGCUUGUGGUGGGCACCUUGGUCAUGUAUUUAAAGGCGAGGGUUUCUCAACACCAACUGAUGAACGCCAUUGUGUUAACAGCAUCUCAAUCAAGUUUGUUCCAUUAUCAUCCCAGUGAAGAUAAUUGUGGUGGUAGUGGUUCUUAAAUGAAGAAAAGAAAAUUAGUGCCAAACCUAGAAGAUAGUUUUUGUAUGCACAUGGUUCGAAUAAAAACUGGUGAAGUGAUGUGUGAGUUGAAACUUAAAUUAAAUCAAUGCUUUAGGUAUCUUGAUGGCCACAAUGAAUAUUAAGGGAUUCUGAGUCGUCAUGUUUUUCUUUCCAAUGUCAGUAAGUUGUAGGUUUGGAACAUUAUCUCCUCUAAUGCGGGUUUUAGUUCAGCAUGUGAUUAAGCACCAUUUGCACUUCAGAAUGCAAUGUUGACAGUGAUUUAAAUCUCCA
Macadamia integrifolia is the source of this 984-nucleotide messenger RNA. RefSeq names its product peptide methionine sulfoxide reductase B5-like. NCBI's taxonomy places the organism in Eukaryota, Viridiplantae, Streptophyta, Magnoliopsida, Proteales, Proteaceae. Gene Ontology annotation, biological process: protein repair; response to oxidative stress. Gene Ontology annotation, molecular function: peptide-methionine (R)-S-oxide reductase activity. The record is from RefSeq and is a predicted model, not a curated record. The coding region runs from base 257 to 664 and encodes 135 amino acids. The transcript is spliced from 3 exons.